Microtus ochrogaster (prairie vole) is the source of this 912-nucleotide messenger RNA. Its product is annotated as saoe class I histocompatibility antigen, A alpha chain-like. Lineage: Eukaryota; Metazoa; Chordata; Mammalia; Rodentia; Cricetidae. Gene Ontology annotation, biological process: antigen processing and presentation of endogenous peptide antigen via MHC class I via ER pathway, TAP-independent; antigen processing and presentation of endogenous peptide antigen via MHC class Ib; immune response. Gene Ontology annotation, cellular component: external side of plasma membrane. The transcript has 3 exons. The record is from RefSeq and is a predicted model, not a curated record. The coding region runs from base 1 to 912 and encodes 303 amino acids. Gene Ontology annotation, molecular function: signaling receptor binding; peptide antigen binding.
AUGGGGAUCAUUGCUGGGCUGAUUCUCCUUGGAGUGUUGGUCUCUGGAGCUGUGGCUGUCAUUGUGAUGAGGAAGAGUACAGAUGCCCUAGCCCCAACUCAGAGCCAUGCUGGUGAGUACCAGGUGGAGAGAGAAACCACCUCGGCAGGGAGGAUCAAGGGCUCCCGUCCGGGACCGCACCCAGAAAGCCAUGUCUCCACAUUCGUCCAACCAGACCUUCCCUCUCCUCGAGAUGGGCAGCCUCGGCCAAGCUCCCGUCUUCAGUCCGUGUCCGGAACCCAGGGCCCUGCACCCUUCCCAGCCGGUGCACCCGUUCCUCGGUCCAGCUGGGUUCAGGGUCAGCUCGGGCCACUGGUAGGCUCACACUCCCUGCGGUAUUUCACCACCUCUUUGUACAAUCCUGAGUUCCGUAAACCUCGGAUCAUUGUCGUGUGCUACGUAGACAACACGCAGAUCUUGAGCUUCGAUAGCAAAGCGGCGAGUCAGCGGGUGGAGCCGCGGGUUCAAUUUAUGGCAGAGGACGCAGAGCAUUUGGAGGAGCUGACUCGCAUCAGCAGGCGCAUCUUAAUAGCUGGCCAAGUCGACCUGUGGUCCCUGUUUGGCUACCAUAGCCAGAAAGGGUCUCAUACUAUCCAGUGGCUGAGUGGCUGCGACGUAGGGCCAGACCACCGCCUCCUCCGUGGGUAUAAGCAUGUCGCUUAUGAAGGCCAGGAUUACAUCUCUCUGACUGAGGACCUGCGCUCCUGGAUCGCGGUGGAUACUAAGGAGGCCCAAAUCACCAGGCGCAAGUGGGAGGCAGCUGGUACUGCAAUGUUAUGGAGGUCUUUCUUGGAGGGCACAUGCGUGGAGUGGCUUCUCAAAUAUUUGGAUGAAGGGAAGGAGGUGCUGCAGCGUGCAGGUACAUGGGGGUAG